Arachis duranensis is the source of this 2199-nucleotide messenger RNA. Its product is annotated as aspartyl protease family protein 1. NCBI's taxonomy places the organism in Eukaryota, Viridiplantae, Streptophyta, Magnoliopsida, Fabales, Fabaceae. Gene Ontology annotation, biological process: proteolysis. The record is from RefSeq and is a predicted model, not a curated record. Gene Ontology annotation, molecular function: aspartic-type endopeptidase activity.
ACACCGUUCUUUCUCAUCACCUUCUUCUUCCUCCUCCUCCUCUCAUUCUCUCUCUCUCUCUCUCUCUCUCUCUCGUUCGUCUGAAAACAAUUUCUGUGUUUCAACGAACGUCAACUUCUUAUACGCGUUUCUCUCCCUUUCAUCUCAGUUAUACUAAACCGCCCUUCUUUGACUCUCUGACUCAACCUUUCAUACUUCAAUUAACACACACACACACUCUUCAAUUCUCACACCCCGCAAAGCAAAAUCAUAUCUUCAUUCAUUUUUUCAUUCAUUCACAGAGACCAUACUUCAAAGCUUCAAUCUUUCAUCCAUGGGUUCCUCUUCUAAGCUGUUGUUUUUGUCGAUGACGAUGCUGAGUUUGUUACUUUCUCGAUGCCAUGGAUACACCACAUUCGGCUUCAGCAUACAUCACCGGUUUUCGGAUCAGGUUAAGGGCAUUUUGGGAACUCAAGGAUUGCCUCAAAUUGGAACUCCUCAGUACUAUGCUGCUAUGGCUCACAGGGAUCGACUUUUUCAUGGCCGGAGACUCGCCGCCGGAGAUCGAAAGCCGCCUCUCACCUUCGCCGUUGCAUUUUGCCAAUGUUUCUGUUGGAACACCACCUCUUUGGUUUCUGGUGGCAUUGGAUACCGGUAGUGAUUUAUUCUGGGUACCUUGUAAUUGUAGCAGUUGUGUGAGGGGUAUAGAGACACAAAAUGGAAAGAUUGAUUUUAACAUCUAUGAUAUUGAUCAGUCUUCCACUAGCAAGAAAGUUCUAUGCAAUAGCAGCUUGUGUGGUGAACAAAAACAAUGUUCUUCCUCUAGCAGCAGUUGUCAAUAUCAAGUUGACUAUCUUUCGGCUGAUACUUCAUCUAAAGGAUUCUUGGUAGAGGAUGUGUUGCAUUUGAUUACAGACGAUGAUCAAACAAAGGAUGCUAAUGCACGAAUUACUUUAGGUUGUGGCCAAAUUGAGACCGGUACAUUUCUAAAUGGGGCAGCUCCAAAUGGUCUAUUUGGACUUGGUAUGGAGAACAUGUCUGUUCCUAGUGUUCUAGCCAAACAAGGCCUUACUUCGAAUUCAUUUUCAAUGUGUUUUGGAUCUGAUGGUUUUGGAAAGAUCACGUUUGGGGAUAGCGGCAGCUCAGACCAAGGAAAAACUCCAUUCACUGUCGGGGCAUCACAUCCAACUUAUAACAUCACCAUUACCCAAAUCAUUUUGGGAGGGAAUGCUGCUGAUGUUGAGUUCUAUGCAAUUUUUGACUCUGGCACCUCAUAUACAUACCUAAACGACCCGGCUUAUUCACAAAUUGCUGAAAAGUUCGAUUCACUAAUGAAAGCACCGCGGCAUUCAUCUCAAUCAACUUCUGAUCUCCCCUUUGAAUACUGUUAUGACACGAGUCCGAACCAGUCAGUUGAAGUUCCGGAAUUGAAUCUAACGAUGAAAGGUGGAGAUGAUUAUCCUGUCAUGGAACCAACAAUAACAGUUUCUAAUGGGAUUGCAGAAAUGAUUUGUUUGGCGAUCGUGAAAAGCAACACUGUAAAUAUUAUUGGACAAAACUUUAUGACCGGUUACCGUAUUGUCUUUGAUCGCGAUAACAUGAAUCUUGGUUGGAAGCAAUCCAAUUGUUAUGAUGAUGUACUCACCAGUACAUUACCUGCUAACAAAUCACACUCUCCUGCUAUUUCUCCUGCUGAGGCCGCCAAUCCGACAGUUACAUCGGACCCAUUGAGAAAUUCUGGGAAGCUUUCGCCUAGUCGCUCGUCCAGGAUCAAACCUAUUUUUGCACUUAUGAUUGUACUAUUUCUACUUUAGACAAUUUUUUUUUUGCAUUCUUCAUGUUCAUUCCAUGAGUAUUAUUCAAAUUUAUAGGCGAUUUUAUUUUUAGUUGACCACACUAGGAGCCAUAUUGCUUCCAUUUUUCUUUUAUAGCAUUAAUUUUAUUAUGGUUCUGUAUAUAGUGCAUUCAUUACACAGCAUAGUUGUAGUCUUAUAGAAAUUUCCCUUAUAUUAUUCUUUAUUACACAUCAGGGGUCAGUUUGAUGGCUCUUUUCCCCCUCUUAACACUGUUGAGAUGUUUUUUCACUCUGGCUUGGACUUUUUUAUUUGAUGGAUUAAAACCUUGCAUUGAAGCAUGAUCUUAAUAAAGUUGAUGGAGAGCAGAAACAUCUUGAACAGAUUUGUAUCUAUAAUAAAAAGCCUUACAACUUGUUUAAAUUAA